This is a messenger RNA of Malaya genurostris, 2684 nucleotides long. It is a transcript of the gene su(Hw), whose product is annotated as protein suppressor of hairy wing. Bases 192 to 2456 code for a protein of 754 amino acids. The transcript is spliced from 8 exons. Lineage: Eukaryota; Metazoa; Arthropoda; Insecta; Diptera; Culicidae. The record is from RefSeq and is a predicted model, not a curated record.
UCUGCAGUCAUCAUUCAUGAUUCGGAAAGACAAUGUGACGGAACGCUGAUUAGGGGCAGCCGUAGUUUGUCUAUUUUUCUGUGCAUUUUCUUUCUGUUCAGUUUUCUGGUUAAAUUCGGUUCUAAGCGUAUUAUAAUUUAUUUAGUUUCAACUGAGUUAGUUGCAGCACGUAGACCGGAAAAGGAUUGAAAAUGCCGAAGCAGACACAGACUAGUACGAAAGGUAGUAAAUACCGACUUACUGUAUCCACUGAACAUGAAAAUGAGGUGGAGCUCGUCCCAAUGGAUGACAACACACACGACGUUAUCGGCAUUGCGGAGGAAAAUGCCGAACCAGACCUGGUCAAGACCAAGGACGGACGGUUGAUUAUAGCGAUGAAAGUUGGUCGUGCCUGCAAUAUCUGCAGGAUGGUUUUCCGGACGGCUAGGGGUCUUGCAAGGCACCAAUUGGGUUGUACUGACAAAGUAGAAGAGUUCAAGGAUGUUUUGGAAAAGGAAAAGGUAGCUGCAAAGGUUGCUCAACCGGGUGAAGAGUUUUUUAAAUACUGCAAUCCAAAUCCUGAGCACCCAUGUUACUGCUGCGGAGAAGAUCUAUCAACAGCACAUGUUGGUCAUAUUAAAUGCAAAUUUUGCCCAAAGUCUUUUAAAGCCUACGAGUAUAUGGAGAAACAUUUAGCUUCGGUUCAUGUAGACAACGACGAGUUUGCAUGCACUCAUUGCAAUGCUAAGUGUUCCUCACGAGAUGUCUUCGAUGACCAUUUACUGACUCAUUGUGAAGGAAAACCGUUUUCCUGCUUGAAAUGUGGCAAGGAUUUUACCCGCAAAUACCACCUUGAUCGCCACUUGAAUCAUUCUAGCUGUGGUGACAUACCCAAGCAAACUUUGCCGUGCGAAGUGUGUGGUAAGGAAUUUACAAGGCUAGAUAAUCUCCGAGAGCACCUUCGAUUUCAUAUGGGACAAGGAUCUCGCAAACGUGAUUACCAAUGUCCGUACUGUCCAAAAUCAUUUUAUGGAUCAUCAUUGUUGAAUAUUCACAUCCGCACUCACACUGGUGAGAAACCAUUCCCUUGUGAUCUGUGCUCAAAAUCAUUCCCGUCCACUGGAGCAUUAAGAAAACAUCGUAGAUCACACACCGGUGAACGACCUUAUCGCUGCGACCAGUGCUCCGCAACGUUUUCGGCUCGGGAAACUUUAAACAGACAUCGUAAAACACAUACUGGUGAAAAACCUCACCAAUGUACAGUUUGUGGCAAACGAUUUAUCCAAGCAACGCAACUUCGUUCCCAUAUGUUCAACCACACUGGAGAAAAUGGGUUCAAAUGCGAUCAAUGUUCAAGCGAGUUCAAUCGCAAGGCUCGAUUGGACGAACAUAUCCGUUUCGUUCACAAGAAGGAAAAACAGCAGAAAUGUGAGACUUGUGGAAAAGAAUUUAUGAGAAAAGAAGAUCUUAACCGCCACAUGGACUCGCACAGCUCAGUUAAAAACUUCAGUUGUCCUCAAUGUCAGAAAUGCUUCGUAUCUAAAGCUUCUAUGAGACUUCAUCAAAAGACACACAUCGUCGAGGAGCCAUCCAUUUGUACAAUUUGUGAUCGUCAGUUCAUUCGCCAAGAUUGUUUGACCCGACACAUGCGAGCAAAACAUCGAUCAAACGUUGCGGUUCCGUCAAAUAGUGACAACAUUUACGAGAUUCCCGAAGAAUCAGUACUUAUGGAUGUUGGUGAUCCACAGGAAAUGGAAAAAGAUCAUCAAGUAUUAGAGAUUGACGGAGAAGUGUUCCAAAUUACACCCGUUGAAAAUAUUCAAAUUGUUCAAAUCAGCUCGCAAGUAAACGUGAAAGAUGAGCAAAGUAAAGAAAUUCAGGUGGUAGAAGAAGUGGAAUUCAACCCACCUUCUCCGUUAAAAACGCCCCCUGCUCCACUACCUGUUAGACAGAGAAAAGAUAACAAACCGGAAUUAAAACAAAAACGCGUAAUGAAAGUAACUGAAACCCAAGAGUUGUUAGUGAUUCCCAUUUCAGAGGAAGUGGUCCAGCCGAAGCCUGUCACGCCUAAGAAAAAAGUUACCAAAGAACGGAAGAGGAGUAAACGAACCUCUGAGAUUAGCGAAUUCUCAACUGCCAAGAUCAAGAUCGAAGACCAAGACGAUUGUACUCCUAUCUUCCUUAGUGAUGCUGUUUUGAAAACUAAAAUCUCUGAACUGCUAUGUUUAUUGAUUGGCGAAGAAACGCUGGUAGAAUUUGGUUGGCCAACGGCUCCAGUCGAGGAGGUACUAAGUAAUGUUAUUCAGCGUUGCGGGCACAAACCGGCAAGCGAUGAGGAUUCCGGUGAUUGCACCACCCACAUGCGAGAGAAUACGAAAAUUCUUUUCGCACUUACGAUGGACGACGACAAUAUCAAAUCUUUACUGAACAAUCACACGGUUGACGAGGUAAUCGUUGAUGUGCUUAGGAACAAGUAAAAGUUAGAGGAUUAACGCUGUAAGGUUGUUUAAGCCACAAGUGCAAUUAUUGAAUCGACUUCCAAAAGUGGCCUAAGCAUAUAUUAUACAUGUUACAAUAAUUUUACAUUUUAUUGAAAUCAGUUACGCAUUGGUGGAUUAAUUGAACAUUUCUAAUACCUAUAAAAAUGGAGAACUAAUUGCAAAUAUCUUUGAUAUAUCAUAUAAUAUACGUUAUGAAAACUUGUA